UAUCGGAGUGUAAAUCCCUGGAAAAAAACAGAGGAAGAAGCGGUUGGCGGCGUAGCAACAAAACAUCGUCCUUAAUGGAUAUCUGGGAUGUAAAGGACGAUGAGUUUGAUGACUGGCUCAUUGAGUCGCUGAAAACGUACAAGGAUCUGUAUGUCUACCAGCUGGACCAUCCCACGAGAGUCCUAGAGUGGACCUCAGGAAAAACUAUCUGUGUAGCAGGAUUCGGACCAGAUCGAAAUGAAAUUUUGGAACUGCACUUACCACCAAAGCUCUUUGCUGACGAAAAUAAGGGUCUCUGUGCAGAACGGGAUUUUAAAGUAGUGCAUGGUGGUUUCACCGACGGCCCCGUUCACUGUCUCCGACACAUUCAAGGAACACGGUGUGUGGUAACUAACAAUGGGCGGAGCUCCAGUCUACAGGUGUGGGAUGUCGGGGACGAUGAGAGCGACGUGUUCAGGAGAACCAGCAGCAUCGAGGGGGCCGCCCCUCUUGCAGGGCAGGCAGCAGGGGAGCGGGGGAGCCAGGUGGCAGCCGGCCCGUCCCCACAGCCCUGCGUCCUCCACGGGGCCCUGCUGGGCCACGUCCAGCUCAGCCAGCUGGCCUCCGGGGACGCCUGCUACACGCUAGAGACGGAUUCCUCGGAGCCUCUGAGCGCCCUGCAGUUCGUCAGCCCCUGGGUGUUCCUGGCCUGCUGCCGCAACGGGAACCUCUUCGCCGUGGACACGCGCAGCCCCUCCCUCCCCCCGCCCACACCAGUACCGCCCCCGCCGGAGGACUCCACGGACCCCGUCCACUGGGGCAUGCACGCCACCGCCGGCACCGACGUGGCCGGCUGCCGGGUGGCGAGGCUCUCGUCGGGGGCGGAGGUGGUGGUGUCGGACCUGAGGAACCCGGGCGGCCCCGCGCGCAGAGCCCUGCUGGACGUCCCGGCCGACGGGUCGGCCGGGGACCACCUCAGGGUGUCCUGGGCCCCGGCGCUGGAGGACUGCCUGGCGGUGUCGGGGUUUGACGGCGGUGUGCAGGUCUUCAGCGUGUCCACGUGGGGUCCGGAGGCGAGGGAACAGCGGGCUCUGUUCCAACACCGAGGGCACUCCGUCCUGCCGUCGGAGCGCUCCGCUCCGGUCCGCACCACCGCCCACGCCUGGCACCCAGACCGCCCGCGCACCCUCCUCUCGGCCGCCACGGACGGCUCGGUCCACGUCUGGGACUGGGUCCACCCAGGGGCCGCCCAGGACUGAAGGGGAAAGACGGAGAACAGCAAAUGGACUGGAACUGCAACUUGAAACACCCCCUCAACACAGUGAACUGCCAAACAAAGGAGCGUGUUUGGCUUGGAGGUCUGUCGUCAGCUGUGGCCUUCAGCUGUCAGACAAAUACUGCCGGACCGGAGAGGAACUGUCGGCUGGUGAUGACAGAUAAAUCGGCUUAUACCAUUAAGUAGUUUACAUUAAAUACAGACCUACAAAAAAAAAGGAGUCAGUGUCCGUGCUCUACUUGAUCUGGUUCCUCAUUAUUGAACGUGAUUAUGGGAAGGACUGCACACCCACUGCUGUGCCCACUCGCAGGGCGUUGAUGGUUCAAACGCUGUGGGGAAUUAUGAGAUGAGGUUCUGGAGUUGGUGUCUGGCUGCACUGUAUUGGAGGUAGCUGAGGUUCGAUGUAACUCCAACAUCCUUAUAUCAGCACUAUGUUUGUUGUAACAUACGUACUAUAUCUUUAGUACAGAGUAUGCACAGAGCAAUCCAACCUUUAAUAAAUGAAAAAUUAAAUUAACAUUUAAAUAGUA
Messenger RNA from Gadus macrocephalus (Pacific cod), 1785 nucleotides. It is a transcript of the gene wdr73, whose product is annotated as WD repeat domain 73. Gene Ontology annotation, cellular component: cytosol; spindle pole. The coding region runs from base 75 to 1238 and encodes 387 amino acids. The record is from RefSeq and is a predicted model, not a curated record. The transcript is spliced from 9 exons. Gene Ontology annotation, molecular function: protein binding. Gene Ontology annotation, biological process: cytoplasmic microtubule organization. NCBI's taxonomy places the organism in Eukaryota, Metazoa, Chordata, Actinopteri, Gadiformes, Gadidae.